Messenger RNA from Homalodisca vitripennis (glassy-winged sharpshooter), 5753 nucleotides. RefSeq lists its product as uncharacterized. Gene Ontology annotation, cellular component: nucleus. The transcript is spliced from 17 exons. Gene Ontology annotation, molecular function: RNA binding. Bases 178 to 4857 code for a protein of 1559 amino acids. The record is from RefSeq and is a predicted model, not a curated record. Lineage: Eukaryota; Metazoa; Arthropoda; Insecta; Hemiptera; Cicadellidae.
ACAGUGACAUUGACUGUGCCGACUGGCCGACUGCCGGUGAAACUCAAACAAACAUGGUCAAUAUGAGGAUUCCAACUCAAUACCUAAUCCAGGAACAUUUCAAGUAAUUUGAAACAAGUUCAUCAUGCGAAAUUAACUGUGGAAUUCAGGAUAUUUGAUUUUGAAGUCUUGUAGUGAAUGGUAAUUUCAAGUGCGGAAAUCUCCCAAGUUUCAUUCAUAAAGAUGCCAAUGACUCUUCGAUCACAGAAUAAGAAAGGAAGUUGUACAGUCGUCACAAAAGCCAAACCUGGGAAUGAAGGCAAAGUAAAGGGAGGGAACAAGAGGCAAGCUGAAGCAUUUGUGAUGAGCCGGUCUCAAAAGAAAACUAAAACACCUGUAAAGAAGAAAGGUAUGGUCAAAAAAGCUGAAUUAAAGUCAUGUUUGGGAUUGAAUAAUACUUCUGACUCAGUUGAGCAUAACAGGAAUUCAGUAUGCAGUGGAAAGAGUUCUUCGCCUUAUCAAGAUAAGGUGUUAGCAGGUGAUAAAAGAUCUAAAGUUAAAAAUUAUACUCAACUCAAAAGAGUUAAAGAGAACAUAAAACAAGAAAAGGAAGAUACUGACAAAUCUUUAAAGGAAAAUACUCCCCAACUUCUAGGAGUGAACUGUAAACAAUUUGUGGACAAGGAUAAAUGUCAGGAGAGUUUAGGAGAAAAUGUGAAUGAAUGUAGCAGGAGAAUUUGUAGUAAUGCAAAUGUUAUACAUCCUUUAAAAGAAAUCAACCUUCUUCCACAAGAGAAUUAUAAUGAAGCUGGAGAAAAGAACACAAAAAUUGAAGAUGAUGUACUUUCAGAUGAAUCUAUCAGUGAGAUUGUCGAAGAAAUAAUCCGUUACCAUAUGGAGAAAGACAAAAGACAUGGAGCAACAAAAAAUGAAAAUUCAGAACUAAAUAACACCCUGUAUUCUGAGGAAACACAUUGUAAUACUUCCCCAGAUAAGACAUUUGUUGACCAUACUGCAGACUAUGAUGAUGGUGAAAUCACACAGGAAUCAGUUCUUGCUGAAACUGCUUGUAAAUAUUCAGUAGCAACAGAUCAGAAAAUAAAGACAGUUUUUCCUUGUGAGACUGUCUUAAUAGGAACUAUGUCUGUUGAAGAAUUGGAAAGAGGUAAUGAUCCGUCAUCGUCGGACAUCAUGAUCUCUCCACCACCACUUGUAGAACAAACAACAUGCCCACCCUCAUAUAGUAUUGAGAGCAUAGAUCCAGAGUGGGCAGGGCGUCUCCCUUUACCCCCUGGCUGUGUCCCUGUCAACUUAACAGAAUAUGAACCAUUUAAAAUAGAGUACGAUGUGACCCAGCUGCCACCAACUGUAAGAACAUACGUUGUCUUGAAGGGUAUCACAGAAAAUGAAAUUAAUGUAUUUUCGGGUGCCAGAGUUGAGUAUGUGGACACAUCUUGUCUGAACAAGAAGCCCCAUUUUUGUAUUCGAGCGAGGACUGUGAGGUCAAUGAACAUGGCAAUUGGUUUAAUUGUUGCACUAAUUAAAGAAGGAUUUGAAUUAUUGCAAGCAGAGGAAAAGAAAAAGGCAGUUGAAACUGAAAAAGUUUUAGAAAGCAAUAAACCAGCGGAGAAACAUACUGAAGGAAGAACAGUAAACAAGCCAGUACAGGAGGAGGUCCGGGCAAACAAUUUUGAGAUGGAAUAUGAGAUCAAUGAUUUUCCACUCAGUGUCAGGACCCAUAUUAUGUUGAAGGGGAUCAUAGAGAACAAAGUAACAUUUGCUUCUGGUGCCAAGGUCCGGACCAAGGGUUGCUAUGUGGUUCCAGAGAAGAAGAAGUACUCCAGACUGAAACCACUCUAUGUUUUCAUUGAGGCAACUUCUGAAGAAUCUAUCAAUCUGGCUGUAAAAGUCCUAGAGGAGCUGAAAGCAGAAGCUUUCCAGUUGGCAGAAUCCUCUAUUGUGAGGAAGGUGCCUGUGGGACUGGAGGAUGCUCCAGUGGCGUUUGACCUGCUCAACCGUCUGUUGGGACAAGGUGGGGCCAACUUGCGGCACAUAGAGAACCAGACAGGAGCCACUGUUUCUCUCCGGGGACAACAGAGUGGAUUCAUCAAAUUCACCAACAACAAAGAGUCUGAAGAACCCCUCCAUAUCAGAGUAGAGCACAAGAAAGAAGAUAUCGUUGUGGAAGCACAGAGACUUGCUCUGAAUCUGGUACAAACAAUCAAGGACGAUUUCAAGGAGUUUUCAAAAUAUGAGAGUCAAAAGUUUUCCUAUAUUCCGACAACCUCAACUAUUCCAGCUCCUUCACUCAGACCUCCACCGCCCAGGUUUCCUUCCUCCACAGUUCAGCCUGGAGUUACAACACCAGCAACUCCUCCCCAGAGAUUACAAACGAGAGUUACAUCACCAGCAACUUCUGCCCAAAGGUUACACCCUAGAGUUACAACACCAGCAACUCCUGCCAAGAGGUUACACUCAGGAGUUACAACACCGGCAACUCCUAUCCAGAGGUUACACUCGGAAGUUACAACACCAGCAACUCCUGCCCAGAGGUUACACCCGGAAAUUACAACACCAGCAACUCCUGCCCAGAGGUUACACCCGGAAGUUACAACACCAGCAACUCCUGCCCAGAGGUUACCCUCUGGAGUUCCAACACCAGCAACCCCUCCCCAGAGGUUACACCCUGGAGUUACAACACCAGCAACUCCUCCCCAGAGGUUACACCCAGGAGUUACAACACCAGCAACUCCUGCCCAGAGGUUACACCCAGGAGUUACAACACCAGCAACUCCUGCCCAGAGGUUACACCCAGGAGUUAUAACACCAGCAACUCCUAUCCAGAUGUUACAGUUGCCCCAGAAGAGACCACAAGAGCCAACAUUUCAAACUGGUCAAGCACAGAGUAAAAUACCCAGAGUGGCGUCAUCUUUGUCACAGAAUCCUCAUAACAAAAUAAAGUUCACAAUAAAGAGUACUAAAAAGACAGUUCUGCCAGCCACUUCUGUUCAGACAACGGCUAAAGUGUCCUCCGUCAUUACUUCCAACCCAGCAGAUUCUGUAGGCACCGUCAGGACUCCUCGUCAUGCUCGUCAGGUAAUCAAUCAGAUCAUUAAUAGUGAGACUGUUAACCACCAUCAAACUCCGUCAACCGAAUCGGAGCAAACUACCCAGAAUAAGGCGAACAGUCAGUUGUCACGAGUGGUGGAGUUACUUGAGUCAGCUCUGAAUGUUCAUGUGUCUUCACUACCAGCUGGUCUGGAAGCGACUCAGCUAGCAAAAGUACAAUUGCUGCUGAAGCAUCUAGUUCCUAUCCAUCUAGAUAGAAGAUCCACGGAUGAGCAAAAAUCCCAACUUCUGAUAGUGUUGCAACUCUUGGAGAAGUCAAUGAGCAACAUGAGCGGUGGGAGCCAACACCGGUCACCGUUGCCACAAACUAUGCAGAUAGUGAAGAAACUGUUGCAAACGGAUGACUUGAAGUUCAUAAAUCCUCAACCUUAUGAUCCACAAGUAGAACAGAAGUCAUCACAACUGAUUGAAAUUACUGAACUGUUGCAAAAAGCACUGCAAACUUAUAUCAAUAACUCGUCUGACAUCUGUCAAAAGUCUCUUCUGACACCAGUUUUACUAGUGAUGCAACAGAUGACUGCCAAGAUGUCCACGACAUUGGCCAUGGGUGAACAGGAAGACCAACUGAUGACCGUUCUGGAUCUACUGGAGGAAGCUUUCCAAAAUAAAUCUGGUGAUUAUGAUCAACCAAAGUUGCAGCUCCUGCAAGCUAUGCAAACAUUGAGGAACAUACUGCAGAACAAAGACUCUUCAAAGAGUCGAGUACCGACCAACACUUCAUCUGCCACAACCGCAAAUCCUGAAAAAUUAAUUCAGCAAACGCCACCACCACCUGUCUGUGUUUCUGGACAUCGACCUUCUCAAUUAUUACAACUUCUGCAACUGAUGGUCAAAGCAAUGCAAACUCAUAUCAACAGAGGAGGAGCACUGAAAUCUCAGCUGCUGCAAAUCACUCAACUGUUGGAACACACUGUGACAAUUCAGGGCAAGAAUUUAGAAACAGAAGAGCAGAAGACUCAGUUUUUGAUGAUCCUGCAGCUCUUGGAAACAGCAUUGAAGAGCCAAUCAAGUCCAGGACAACAGUCACCAGAGUUAUUGCAGAUCAUGCAACUGAUCAAAACAACACUGCAGGCUAAAGUGAUAGUAGAGCCUUGCCCUUCACAGCUGAUGCAGGUCAUGGAGCUGAUUCAGAAGACUCUAGAAACCCAUGCCAGUUCGAUGGAGGUCAGCCAGCAAAAGAUACAACUACUUCAGUUGAUACAGUUAUUGCAGCAAGCAUUGGCGAGUCAACAAAGAGUAGCAGGAUCCCCAGAGCAAGAAAGACGACUGAUUUACUUUAUCCAGUUGGUGCAGCAAAUUUUGCAAACUCAGGUUUUCCCUCCAUCAUCAGACCCCCACCCAUCGCAAAUAGUGCAGAUAAUGCAACUGAUCCAACAGACCCUAGACACGGCUGCUUCUCCUCCAAUCUGUAGUCAGCCUCAGCCAUUUUCGGUACCUCCAUCACCAAAUAAAUUCAAUCAAAUUGUGCAAAAAAAUAGUACAAGUGUUCAGAGUCAUGUUGGGACGAAUUUUCCAGCACACCAACUGAUGCAAUCUGAAACACUUUACGUACCUUCCAGCACACAGCAGAAUCAACCGGGCCUUGCUGAACAACUGGUUAACAGUCUGCAGAUUAAGUCAAAUGCUCAUAGAUCCGUGCAACUGGGGCAGACUGCCACAGAAUCCAACAGCAAUCCGAUGUCACCAAUUACGCUGCAGAUGCAGGGUUUACAAAACCAGUUCAACCUGAACACACCUCCACAUCCAUAGCCGUGGAUGACCAAAACAAACUUCAACAAUUGUCAACACUUAUGCAGCAGAUGUCCAUAUUUCAUAUUUCAACCCACAUAACCAUCACAGGGAGAAAUCUAUAACAAGAAAUAUUUCUAUUGUUUUAUUAUUCCAAUUCUGUCUACUGAAUUAAUUGCUGUAAUGCUUUCAACGAUGAUAAUCCAAAUUAUCUGACAAGAAAUUGUAACUCCGUGAUAGUCUUCUGUUACGAAGGGUUGACAAGAACCUCUUCUCAAAAUUGUAUUAUUUUUAUAGUAGUUUUCGUUAAUUUUUCUACAGUUAUCCACCUUUUUAUUGAAUAUUAAUCAUGAAUUGUGUAAACAAAUAUAAUGAGAAUCAUUUAACAAGUGUUGUCGAAGUAAAACAACAGUAAUGUUGGGAUCUAUGUAUUUAUUAUUUAUUUCAAGGAAGAUGAUAAUUAAAUAGUUAUGAGUAAUUAGUUUACGAAACAUCCUUAGAAAUUUUCACAAUAUUAAGUGAAUGUGGAAUUUGUGCCACUUAAUUAAAAUUAAUUAUAUUAUAAAUGAAAUAGUGGAGAAUAAUUUUUCAUCUUUAAAACAAUAACUGAUUGUGUUUAGUAGCAGGUUUGCAUGUCAGUAAUAGUUUGGUUCAACAAAUUUCAUUGUUUUAAAUUAAUAUUUAUUUCUUUUUAUAAAGUUUUUUGUAUUUUUUUUACUUCCAUCUAGGGAAUAGGUAGGUUUCGUGAUUUUUGUAGGGCCUUUCACAUGCUGAUGCUCUGUGAUAUUGUAUGAAAAUGUGAAUAUGAUCUGUAUACAGAUUUUUAUUUUAUUGUGUGAAUAUUCUUACUUGAAUUUAUAUUGUACAAUCAGUAGAACUUGUAAUACUGUUAAUAAAGACAUUUUAGUCAUUUAAAA